AUGGACCACUCCGGCCAGUCGCCCGAAAUUCGAGGUCGUCCUGAUGAGUCACCUGAAGAAGCGCUCAUGGCAUCUUUUCGAGUUGCUGCUGAAUCCGUUGCACAACUUUUCAAAACUUCUCUGAAUCAAAAGAAACGUUAUGAUAAUGGAUAUGAACAAUGUCUACGGGAUUUGAUGGAAUUUGUCGCAUCACAUCCUAAUGUCCAACAAAGAAGACAACAAACUGGUGGCGAUGGUAGAGACGCGUUCAUAUCUGUCGAAGACUUGUGUAAUUUCGCACAAUCUAAAACAGAACAUUUGAAAUCCAUAUCCCGUCGAAAUAGAGAAGACGUUAUUAAUGUUCCAGACAAUCAAAUAUAUUCUUAUUCCGGUAUUCCUCCGGUAUCAGAAAAUAUUUUCGGGACCAACAAUGAUCAAUUUGAAUUUUCUCUUCAGCCAAAUAGUAUGCAUCACCCAAUCCAACAUGAAAUUGACAGUAUUGACACAGGACAAGAGGGUGGUAUUGGUAUCUUGACUGGAAAUGAUUCCUUGAAAAGACGAUUCGGUGGAUCGACUGACUUGAAUUUUCUUGGACGACCAACAUUUCUGGAACAUUCAUUUCUUGAGCCGCCAGCAAAAAAGGGAAGGUUACGAAAAGACGAAUGA
Messenger RNA from Acaulospora colombiana, 645 nucleotides. Lineage: Eukaryota; Fungi; Glomeromycota; Glomeromycetes; Diversisporales; Acaulosporaceae. The record is from the annotation of a GenBank genome assembly.